GUAAAGUGUUUGUCCGUUCUGCCAGGAAGGAGCCACAUUUCUGUCUGUCCUUCUAUUGGAACAUACUUUCUCAAAGUAUUUUUUUUUUUUAAUUCAUUUAUUUGUUUGAUGGGCAAUACUUUGGCCAACUGAAAACUCUUGCGCUCUUCAGACGGCUCCUCCAACUGAUUUUAGGACUUGGUUGUAUUUUGCUAUCAUCAUCAUCAUCUCCUUGUUUCCUUCUGUGGGAUUAUCAUGGCAAUGAAACAGACCAGUCUGUGACUUUGAAUCUGGUUACUUUGUAUUUUAUUCUGGUUGUGAGUUGGUGUGACACUCGGGGCCAAAAUGCUUAACCAGAGUGCUGUCAUGAUCUUCACUGGGAUUUGCGGGGCCAUGGUGUUCAUGGCCAUGGCUUACUAUGUCUACUGGUCUGUGAUAUUGGCUGAAGGACCUUGUAAACGUGGCCUAUAAAAGGAUUCUACCGUGGUUGGUCAUAGUGUAUAGAGAGGAGCCUAUCCAGACCUCCAGGCUCCUCAGCCAUGGCUCUACUGGCCUACCUGAAGAGCCUGUUCAUCUUACAGCUGCUGAUGGGCUUUGUGUUUGUGGUUAGCGGCCUCAUCAUAAACUUCAUUCAGUUGUGCACUUGCAUCCUCUGGCCAAUCAACAGGCAACUCUACCGCAGAAUCAACUGCCGACUUGCCUACUCCCUUUGGAGUCAGCUGGUGAUGCUGCUGGAGUGGUGGUCGGGCACAGACUGCACCCUAUACACUGACCAGGCUACGGUGGACAAGUUUGGCAAAGAGCAUGUCAUCGUCAUCCUAAAUCACAACUUUGAAAUUGACUUCCUGUGUGGCUGGACGAUGUGUGAAAGAUAUGGCAUCUUAGGGAGUUCAAAAGUGCUGGCGAAACACGAACUACUGAAGGUUCCUCUUAUUGGCUGGACCUGGUACUUUCUUGAAAUUGUUUUCUGUAGAAGGAAGUGGGAAGAAGACCGAAAUAUUGUCUUCAACGGCCUGAACAGCCUCAAAGACUAUCCUGAAUGUAUGUGGUUUCUUCUGUACUGUGAGGGCACCCGCUUCACAGAACAGAAGCAUCAAAUCAGUAUGCAGGUUGCGGAGAGUAAAGGUCUACCAAAGCUCAAGUAUCACUUGUUACCCCGGACCAAAGGAUUCACCACCACACUGCACUGUCUUAAAGGCACAGUAACUGCUGUGUAUGAUGUGACUCUUAACUUCAAAGACAACCAAACUCCCACUCUCCUGGGAAUCGUCAAUGGCAAGAAAUACAGAGCUGACAUGAGUGUUAGGCGGUUCCCUGUAGAGGAUAUACCAGAUAAUGAGGAGGAAUGUGCUCACUGGCUGCACAAGCUCUACCAGGAGAAAGAUUCCUUACAGGACAUUUACAACAAGGAAGGCAAGUUCCCUGGACCCACAAUUAUCCCCCGGCGCCGCCCAUGGACGCUGCUCAACUUCCUGUUUUGGGCCACCCUUCUUCUGUCGCCUCUCAUCAACUUUGCUUGUGGAGUGGUUGUCAGCGGCUCCCCUCUCCUAAUAAUCGGGUUCAUCAUCUUCCUUAUCAUCGCCUCCAUAGCCAUCCGUCGUCUCAUCGGUGUGACGGAGGUGAAGAAGACGGGUUCCAGUUACGGCAACCAGGAGGCCAAAAAACAAAAUUGAACUGUGUACCCCCCCCACCCCCCUAGGCUGUUUGUUUGGUUCUAACCUCCACACUACCAUUCUCAUCCUAGUUCUGGUCCAGCUGGUCCAGGCCAGGGAGGAAACUCACCCGGGAACAUAGUCAAUAAUACAGAACAAAACUCCAAGCACUCACAAGAGUCCCAAAGACGAUGGAAGGUCCAAGCUCUGAUGUUGAGGAGGGGCAGAGACUGUAGUCCUUGCACCUUUCUUAACACUCUUAACAUCCACUUAACACAGAUUCAAGGCCUUUGAAAUCUGGGUAAUAUAAGGUUAAGCACCUCACAUGUCUAAGAUCACAUUAACACCCAUUCACCUGAUGUUCUGAGCUCCACCACCUCCACUUUCUGUCAAUCAACCAAUCAGGGAGUGUGGUACACAAUCCAAUCUUUACUUCUUCACCCACAGUUAGUGCGUUUCCCCUCAGGCCUUGUUUUCACUUCCUGUGCUCAUAUGAUACAUUCUGUUGUGACGUUCAUUUACUAAUAUGGAAAGCUCUAUAAUCUUUAACAUGGUUGCAAAACUCCUCCUUCCACUGUUGAUUUUGUGGGUGCUGUUUGCCUCGUGUUGAAAAAUUUUAACUCAUGCAAUGGAACAUAAAUGCUUUGCAAGCAUCAAAUUCAUGCAUUCAUAGUGCUAGCAUCCAUGCUGGCUUGCUUGCACAGCCUAAAUAAAUAGCAGGGUUUUGAAACACAA
Molecule: messenger RNA, 2366 nt
Organism: Cololabis saira (Pacific saury)
Lineage: Eukaryota; Metazoa; Chordata; Actinopteri; Beloniformes; Belonidae
Gene: agpat3
Product: 1-acylglycerol-3-phosphate O-acyltransferase 3
Exons: 10
Coding region: 519-1652 (377 amino acids)
Cellular component (GO): endoplasmic reticulum; endomembrane system
Molecular function (GO): 1-acylglycerol-3-phosphate O-acyltransferase activity
Source: RefSeq, a predicted model, not a curated record